GGUAUUGUCUUUGUUGCUGUCCCUCUUGAAUAGGCAGACGUUAAGGUUUGACUUGAAUCAUUUUUCCCACUGUGCUUUUUACUUCCUUGUGUGGGUAUUUUCAGAAUUGUACUGCCUCAGUUCCAGUGAGAUACAGAAUGACCUAACUCGUGUAGUUCUCUCCCCGCCUUUUGUGGUCUUUUGUUAGACAUCUGUUGACAGUCCAGCCCUGGAUUUACACCGUCUUCCGCUUCAGCCACUUCCUUAGGCCAGCAAGGCUCCUUCAUGCCCACCCCCUAUGUUACUGCCUUUAGAGAGAAGUGUGUUUAAAAUAUUCUGUACAAGGACUUCCCUUGUGGGAGGGGUGAUCCAGUGCGUGGUUUCUUUGGUUACUGUUGGGGUCACUAGCUUCAGCUAGAACUCCCAGCAGUUCUAAAGCAACAGUCCUCAGUUGGCAUCUAGAAAUGUCUUUAUUCAGGCCUUUAUUUUGCAGGACAGGUUUUCUGGUAUAGAUUUUCUUAAUUGACUUUUUUUUUUUAAGUGCACCAAGUGUAUUCACUGUGACUCCCACUGUUUGUGCAAAGUAAGGGGUUGGUUUCUUACCAGUUCUUCCAAGAUUAGCACUGCUACAGGGGAUGGUGUGUCCACGGGUCUAUCCUCUCCUCUCUCUUGUGUCAGAGGUAGCCUGUCAACUUGGAGUUGAGUUUGUUAAGAUUCCUCAAUGUAUAGAUUAUUGUUUGCAGUAAACACAGGAAGUUUUCAACCAUUAUUUCUUCGAAUACUUUUUUUGCUCUCUUCCUUUAUUGUUGUCCCUUACAUAUGUGCUGGUGUGUAAAUUUAAGGCCAGCCUAGGCUACAUGGGGAGUUCUCGGUCAGCCAGGACAAUAAGAUGAUGUGUGAGACAGUUGUGUGUGAUGACAAUCUGUGACCCCAGCACUCAAGAAGCUAGGGCAGAUGGAUGGAUCUUGCAUUCAAGACUUGUCAAACUCACAGGUGGAGUGCGAUCCUCAGCACGCCUUCGGGCCCGCCGUUACUCUUCAGCCAGCUCGGCCCCUGCCGAGGACAUUGCCAGCUCCACAUCCGCCAAGACAGCAUGUCUGGCUUCAUCACAAAAGACCACAGACAAACGCACUUCCAAAAAGUUCAAGUAUGACAAAGGUCACCUUGUAAAGGCAGAAUUGCAGAAAGCUGACCCUAAACGUGACAUUUCUUCUUUGUCAAAAGUGGCCCCUGUGGCCCCUUGUGAAAAUGAGUUUGCAGAGGACAGUGCUAAGACUGCUGUCCCUGUGCCAGAGAGGGAAGAGCCUCCCCAGGGCUGCUCCCAGGCUGUGAGCGAGGAACCCUCAGCAAAGACUGAAGAUUGCCUGCCCACAGCAGAACCCAGCAGUGCUGCGGCAGCCCAGGAGCCUGAUGAAAGUUCUGCCAGACAGGCUGAGCCUGCGCCCAGGACAGAGGAGGUGCGGGCACCUGUGCUUCAGAUGGACAGCAGCGUCUUUCUAGAUGAUGACAGCAACCAGCCCAUGCCUGUGAGUCGCUUCUUCGGGAAUGUUGAGCUUAUGCAGGAUCUGCCACCAGCCUCUUCAUCUUGUCCUUCCAUGAGCAGGCGAGAAUUCCGAAAAAUGCAUUUCAGGGCCAAAGAGGAUGAGGAGGAGGAUGACGCAGAGAUGUAGAGUGGUGUCUUCACUGCUUAGUAGUUCACUCAAACGGCACAGCAAGUGUUAAGAUUUCUGUAUACAUCUCCAAGAGAACAUGUUUGUAACUGAACACAACUGACAUGAACGUCACCAGUGCACACACUGGGCUCCUACAGAAGGGUCCCUCAUGACCACAAGCGGCUGCCACCACCUCUGUGCUGCUGUAUUUUCCUCCUCCAUAGACGUGCCAUGCUAGCACAAGUCAGCAUGGGGCUGGGCAGUAGGAAAUAAGGAAAAUCCCUGGGUGCUGUGGUUUUGGUAACACAAGCUUGCUUUCCAUGCCAAAUUGACCACUGGAGAUGAAUUCAGUUUCUUCUGGAAGGACUCCUGUUUCUGAGUGAAGCUAAUCAUAUACCUUAUAGUUUUUACAAAGUGCAUAUGAGAAGUAAAUAAAGUAUAUUUUGAAAAUA
Messenger RNA from Cricetulus griseus (Chinese hamster), 2083 nucleotides. The record is from RefSeq and is a predicted model, not a curated record. Lineage: Eukaryota; Metazoa; Chordata; Mammalia; Rodentia; Cricetidae.